Manihot esculenta (cassava) is the source of this 2189-nucleotide messenger RNA. Its product is annotated as cationic amino acid transporter 1. The transcript is spliced from 2 exons. Gene Ontology annotation, molecular function: L-lysine transmembrane transporter activity; L-glutamate transmembrane transporter activity. NCBI's taxonomy places the organism in Eukaryota, Viridiplantae, Streptophyta, Magnoliopsida, Malpighiales, Euphorbiaceae. Gene Ontology annotation, biological process: transmembrane transport; amino acid transport. Gene Ontology annotation, cellular component: plasma membrane. Bases 273 to 2039 code for a protein of 588 amino acids. The record is from RefSeq and is a predicted model, not a curated record.
GUGGUGGGAUGUUGGAAUUUUGAAGUAUUGGUAAAUGACUCGUUGAUUUUGAAUUACAAAAAUUCUUAAGAUCCGGUUUUUAUCCUAAAUACACUCUGCAGUUGGAAUGCUUCAUUGAAUCAAAAAACAGAUCUUCGUAUGCAGAAUCCCACAUGUUUGGAUUACUAACAAUUUCAUUUUCUUGUUUUGAUGAGCUCAGAAUCACAACUCUGAUAAUUCUAUAAUCAAAUCUUCUUCAAACAUUCUUCUUUUGAUCAUUUGAAAGGGCAACAAUGAUGAUAGAUAAUACUAAUGGGAUCCGCAAGGGAGGAUGUAUGUGGAGAAAAGAAGAUUUCUUGCCGGAAGAAUCAUUCCAGAGCUGGCGAAAUUAUGUUAAUGCAUUGUCUAAUAUAAAAACAAGGCUCAAAGAUCGGCUUCUGACGCGAUCCCUCGAUAGUUUAGAGCUGCAGGAAUUGCGAGCUUGUAGCGAGCAUGAGAUGAAGAAGAGUCUGAAUUGGUGGGAUCUUAUAUGGUUUGGUGUAGGAGCAGUUCUUGGUGCAGGAAUCUUUGUCCUUACAGGUGAAGCUGCAAGAAAUGAUGCUGGUCCUGCAGUUAUAGUUUCAUACUUCAUUUCAGGUAUUUCUGCAAUGUUAUCCGUCUUAUGUUAUAGUGAAUUCGCAGUCGAAUUACCGGUAGCCGGAGGAUCGUUUUCCUAUUUGAGAGUGGAGCUUGGUGACUUUGUAGCAUAUAUAGCUGCCGGAAAUAUUUUGUUUGAAUACGUUAUCAGUGGUGCUGGUGUGGCUAGGGCUUGGACUUCCUAUUUUGCCACCCUCUGCAGCCGCGAACCCAACAGUUUUCGCAUACACGCACCGUCUCUUCCUGAAGACUACAACUACUUUGAUCCAAUUGCUAUUGCGGUGUCUGUUGUUGUUUGCAUUUGUGCAUGCUGGAGCAUAAAGGGAUCAUCAAGGUUCAAUUCAAUAGCUUCAGUAAUCCACAUCUUUGUCUUGUUUUUCAUCGUUAUCGUCGGUCUGACAAAGGCGAAUCCUGCCAAUUUCGCAACCUUUGCCCCAUUUGGUAUCAGGGGAAUUCUGAGAGGUUCAGCUAUGCUCUUCUUUGCUUAUGUGGGAUUUGAUGGAGUAGCAACUUUAGGUGAGGAGACUAAAAAUCCAGGUAGAGAUAUCCCAGUAGGACUCAUUGGUUCCAUGUUGAUUAUUGUAUCAGUUUACUGCCUUCUUUCAGCAACUCUGAUAUUUAUGCAGCCUUAUACACAAAUUGAUGCUAAUGCACCAUUCACUCUGGCAUUUCAAGCUGUGGGAUUGAAUUGGGCAAAGUUUGUUGUUGCUUUGGGCGCUUUGAAAGGGAUGACAACGGUUUUAUUAGCUAACAUUAUCGGCCAAGCUCGAUACUUCACCCACAUCGGCCGAACCCAUAUGGCACCUCCUCUACUUGCUGCCAUAAAUGGAAAAACCGGUACACCAGUGAAUGCGACAGUUAUUAUGACUGUUGCAAACUCCAUUGUUGCUUUCUUCACAAGCCUUGAUGUUUUGUCAAACCUUCUCUCUAUAGCCACACUUUUCAUCUUUUCUCUUGUAGCCCUUGCACUGUUAGUGAGACGAUACUAUGUUGCUGGAGAGACAUCGGAUUAUGAUAGAAAGAAGCUCACCAUAUUAUUGGUGCUGAUCCUAGGAUCGUCGAUCGGAACAGCUGUUUACUUUGCAGUUUCUGAAGGGUGGAUUGGUUACGCAGUAACCUUACCAAUUUGGUUUCUAUCCACACUUGGGAUACAACUGACUUUGAAGCAAGCAAAGAAGCCUAAACUAUGGGGAGUGCCAUUAGUACCUUGGUUGCCAUCAGCCUCCAUUGCUGUGAAUCUGUUUAUUAUGGGAUCCGUUGAUGGGGAAUCAGUCAUUAGAUUUACAAUUUGGACAGCAAUAUUGAUCGUCUAUUAUCUGCUUGUGGCAUUACACGCUUCAUAUGAUGCAGCAAAAGAGAUACAAAGAAUAGCUGAUGCAACAACUAACCUUGAAGCAGAGAUGACAACACAAGAGAACUGCUAAAUGAGAGGCUACUGUGAAAACUUUUUUAUUUUCUUUGGUUUUUCUUUAGUUGUAUUGUAUAUCAGGAUUAGAAAAGAGAUUAAGCUUGGUCAUUGCCUAACCAUCCUCCCAAAAUACAUGAUACUGCAAGCCUUGUCAAGCAAGUAGAUG